Molecule: messenger RNA, 1368 nt
Organism: Metarhizium robertsii ARSEF 23
Lineage: Eukaryota; Fungi; Ascomycota; Sordariomycetes; Hypocreales; Clavicipitaceae
Product: F-box domain protein
Exons: 1
Coding region: 1-1368 (455 amino acids)
Source: RefSeq, a predicted model, not a curated record
AUGUCACCAAGUUUACAGACCUGCCCGCUCCCGGUUAUUGAACACAUCGUUGAGCUGCUAGACUUGGCUGACAUUCGCAAUCUACGACUUAGCUGCGCAACUCUGGCUACGAAAGCCUGUGGCAGGUUUUUUGAGUCCUUGUAUGUCGAUCUAACAACGGAUUCUCUCCUCGCCUUUGCGGAAGCAACGCGGACAGAAAGUCCCUUGUCCAAGGUGAACACAUUGCAUCUGGUCGGUACCAUUCGUGAGCUUGACGAUAGCACGGUUCACUCGUGGGAAAGAAAAUUCAGCUGCAGUGCUCAAACCGAAGACCAAGUUCAGCUGCUCAGUCAAGCAUUCGAUAGACUCGGGAAAUACAACAAAGACGGCAUUCUGCCGUCGCUUUCACUACGAGUCUCAAUUCUAAGGACAAACAACAAAAGGGACCUGCCGCGCAGUACUGUCCGAGGAUAUACGGUAGAGAGCUUAUGGCAAUGUACUGUCAAUACCUUCAAUAUGGCUAUGCGAGCAUUGACUGCAAGCAAAUUACGAGUUGCGAAACUGAACAUUUUCAAUGGUCGGGACAUGCAGAACUGCAGUCUGUCUUGCGAUCAAUUAAACAUGUUCGACUGGACAGAGGCCGGCGUCCUUGACUCAUUGUCGCCUGUUACGACACUGUCAAUUAGUCUCAUGGAUAGAGUAUUUGCGUUGAAUGAAGAUGAAGAGAUAGAUGAAGAUUUCGGCGAUAUUGGUUCGGAAGACGAAGCCGACUGGCAACCAACACGGAGGGACGAAGAGAUCAUGACAGCGUCUCACCAAGAGAGCAAUUUCAGCGGCCUGGCCAAUUUGAUUGCUAUUUGUCCCCAUCUAGAUGACUUUGAGCUACAUUAUCUAUCCAUUAUGUGGCCAAAGAGGCGCCUAUUUAAUAACUUCCCACGUCAAGACAUACUUCGGCAUGUGGCUGAGCUGGAUAAUCCGCCCAUGUUGAAGCGAUGCAGAAUACGGGGAGUUAGUGUAAGAGAGGCAGACAUGCUGAACUUGAUUGAUCGCACAAAGGUAGCCGAGAUAUUUAUCGAGGUAAUACGUAUGGAAGAGGGAACUCUUCGACCUGUCAUUGAUUACUGCAUUAGUAAGUUGGCGGCUGUUACCAAGCUUCACAUUGACACCGUGCUUGAGAAGAGCGGCCAAGGGUAUACUGGAUUAGUUCACUUCCUUGACGAGGGAGAGUCUAGAAAAUAUGGGGGCAAGUUCGAGGUCGGGACGGAAAUCCUGAAUCGUGAAGGCGAUAACAGGACAAAGCCUGUCAAAUACUACGUCCGCCGCCCAGUUGCAGAGGGGAACCCUGCUGUAUGUCACUGGAUUGCGCUUCGGCGACAAGAGUAUGGAUAA